Echinostoma caproni is the source of this 573-nucleotide messenger RNA. The record is from the annotation of a GenBank genome assembly. Lineage: Eukaryota; Metazoa; Platyhelminthes; Trematoda; Plagiorchiida; Echinostomatidae.
AUGCCGAUGGAGGAAAUCAUUUUUCUACCGGAGGAGGUGGAAAAGACUCUGGUCAGUUUGUAUAGGGGCAAAGCGGCGGGUCCGAAUGAAAUCCACUCGGCACUGCUUAGGCCUCUGAGAAAGGGCGUGCGAAAUUUUGUGCGAGAAUUGCGCCGACUGGUCAGUAGGACAUGGGAAAAUGAUUCGCCCUCGGAAUUGAAGACGCUGCUGGAACAACUAGUAGAAGAGUCCAUAUCAAAUAACAUACGACGGCAUCUGCUCCUGAACCCACCACCGGACUUGAAGAUGGCUGUCAAACGAGUAGAAGAUCUGGAGAAGCUGGAGGCGGCCACGGCAGCACUUCGAGAAUGCCUAGCGGUGGGACAUGAUGGUGCGCAAGAAGUCGGACACCAGCACUCCAUAGACAGCGAAGCACUCUGGGCCCAAAUCAGGGCCCCUGAGUUCAUGCCGGAGGAUUCGGAAGCGUUCCUCGCACUUCUGGGAUCGCGAUUCCAUGAAGCUCGCAUCACCGAGCAACUGUCCCGUCAUCAUAAGCUGUUGUCCGCGGUCUCGCGCGACAUGAUUAUCACAUGA